Messenger RNA from Eurytemora carolleeae, 1434 nucleotides. RefSeq lists its product as uncharacterized. Bases 292 to 1419 code for a protein of 375 amino acids. Lineage: Eukaryota; Metazoa; Arthropoda; Copepoda; Calanoida; Temoridae. The transcript is spliced from 8 exons. The record is from RefSeq and is a predicted model, not a curated record.
UAAAGAUAUUUUUUUAAAUCAAUCGCAAAUUUACUAAUCUAUAAUGAUUCAUGAACUUAAGUUUAAAAGAGGCAAAUUUAAUUAGUAAACCAUGGAUUUUCAUUGACUUUUUUUCUUAUUUUAGAAAAACCAAGAUAUGGUAUAGAAAAUCAUGCACGCUAUGUCCACAACUCUGAUGUGUGUCCAGGUGGUCGGUGUCACAACAGUGAGCCUGGCGUACACCAAGGUUUAAUUCUCCAGGAUAAUGAUACUUCUCACAUCUUGUUCAAUGAGACGGAGUAUUUGGAAAGAAUGAGUAUACCAACUACUUGGAUGGGGGUCCCUGAGCUCAAAUUAUUUGCUGACUUACUGGGAAGAAUAAUAGUAGUUCUAUCUCCUUUACAGGGGGAGAAACUGAGCUCUGGGGUAUAUCAUGAUGUGUAUCUACCCAUAGAAUAUUCAGGUCAUCAGCCUCCACUGUUUAUAAAAUCGACACCUAAUCAUUUCCAGGCAUUGCAGCUUCAGCUUGUUAAAUGUUUGGGUCUUUGUGUGCAUCUGAGUGGAGUUCGUAAGACAAAGAGGAGAGAGUCUUUUGGGCGUCAGCUACGCAGAAAAACAAAGGAUUUUGUGAAAUCACCACAUCCACCAGCAUCAUCUGAUCUUUUGAAAUCAGCAGUACCACUGCAAUCAAUGUCACCAUUUCCAACAUCACCACCUUCCCCACCACAAUCAGCACCCACAUCAUCAGCAACAUCAACAUCACCAUCAACAUCAUCAUCACCAUCUCCAUCACCCUCACCACCAGCUGCAUUUUCACAAAAGAAUUAUCGUCAAAACUAUCGACAGUUAAAGAGAAGUGCAAGAUAUCAUAGGCUGGGGGAAAUGUUAUUUACAUUAAAAGUUCUGGCAGCUGGCAACUGUGAUGAUGAGGUAGCUCUCCUAGAAGACUUUAUCAGUUAUGCAAGAGAUAAAUUUAACACCACAGAAGAACGUGUAAAGCGAUUAAGCCCUUCUCAAACCAUAAGCCUCCUGAGAGAAGCUCACAUCACUGAGACGAGUUUGAGGAAAGUCAAAUCAGCACUCAUCAAAAUUAAUGCAGACAUUCUACCAUCUUUUACUUCAUUGCAUGAGCUUAUGAAACAACUGAUGAGCCAAUAUGAGAAGGGUUUCAUCUCACUCUUCAAGGAUACACAAUGCAAUGAGACACAGAAGAAACCGUUUGCAAGAAUUGUUGAUAUUUAUGGACAUGUCAUGGAUCAACUUUCUGCCUUUGAUGAAAGUGAAAAAGUUCUCCUUGAUGGCAAGCAAGUUGUUGUCCUUGGUGGGGAUAAAGGUGGAUCGAUAACUUUGAAAGUAAACUGCAUGAAACUUCACACCAGGAAUGCCAGUUUUGUAAUAUUGUAUGUGAAAAGGACAACUCAUUCAGUUAAUGUGAUUUAACAAAAUGUUUGCCAA